GAAGGAUAAGGAGUUAGUCUCUGGAAGAUGAUCUUUGAUGUUGUAGCAGGAGGCAGCAAUCAUUACUGGAAGGUGCGAGGGAGAACUUGGCCUGUGAUGAACACGUGGGGGUUGUCUGCAUAGAUAUGACAACGUGACAGCUUAAAUCCAGAGAGAACAGAGUCCAAAUGUUGGAAAUGCCAACAUUUUAAAGGAGGAAGAGGAACCAGCCAAGCACACAGUGUGUAAUCAGACAGGAUGGGGAGGUUACAGAUUCACACAGCACAGAUAAGAGCAUCAAGGGGGAAGUCGUGGUCAGCAGAUCAGAGGUUGCCAAGAAGUCAAAGAGAAUAGGGGCUGGACAAGGGCCAUUGGGUUAGGCAAUUAGGAAGUCAUUUACCUUUAAGAGCACAGUGUGGGUGUGUGUGUCAGGGAGAUGGAUUAAAGAGCGAGCCUUGAAGAAAAGGGAGCAUAAACCAUUGAUUACAGGUGAGAAGAAGGAAAGGAUUGAAAGGGAGGAUACACUGUUACUCUUGCCUUCCACGUUGGGAGUCUCCUUGUGCACCUGUGUAUAUGUGAAGGCAGAAGAGAUUGUCACUGAUUCUUUAGGCAACACUUUGUUAAGUACCUACCAAGGACUUGGAUCCAGUUAACAGUGAGAACUUGAAAGCCGUUAGAGAGUGGACAGUGGAGGGCAUGUAGAAUUCAAGAGAGAGUGGGAGAGGGUGAAUUGUGAAAACAGGGGGAGCUUUUAAUGUCAGAAUGGAGAGAGACCUCUUCCUCAGAGACUGGAAAGAUGGAAGGGAGCACGGACGGCGGGUGUAAAUUCAGGAGUGUUUUGAAAUGAAGAGAAUAAAGCUGGACAGCAAGGCUGCUGGCCUUGGGCUUCUGGACAAAGUGGAAGGUAUGGCCUCACAUGUGCAAGUUUUCUCCCCUCACACCCUUCAAUCAAGUGCCUUCUGUAGCGUGAAGAAACUGAAAGUAGAGCCGAGUUCCAACUGGGACAUGACUGGGUACGGCUCCCACAGCAAAGUGUACGGCCAGAGCAAGAACGUGCCGCCUCCUCAGCCAGCCACAACCGUCAGCACCUCCCUGCCGAUCCCAAACCCCAGCCUACCUUACGAGCAGACCAUCAUCUUCCCAGGAAGCACCGGGCACAUAGUCGUCACAUCAGCAAGUAGCACUUCUGUCACCGGGCAGGUCCUCGGCGGACCGCACAACCUAAUGCGUCGAAGCACUGUGAGCCUCCUUGACACCUACCAGAAAUGCGGACUCAAGCGGAAGAGUGAGGAGAUCGAGAACACGAGCAGCGUGCAGAUCAUCGAGGAGCACCCACCCAUGAUUCAGAACAAUGCGAGUGGGGCCACUGUCGCCACUGCCACCACAUCGACUGCCACCUCCAAAAACAGCGGCUCCAACAGCGAGGGUGACUACCAGCUGGUCCAGCAUGAGGUGCUGUGCUCCAUGACCAACACGUACGAAGUGCUCGAGUUCUUGGGCCGAGGGACAUUCGGGCAAGUGGUGAAGUGCUGGAAACGGGGCACCAAUGAAAUCGUGGCCAUCAAGAUCCUGAAGAACCACCCGUCCUACGCCCGGCAAGGUCAGAUCGAGGUGAGCAUCCUAGCCCGCCUGAGCACGGAGAGCGCUGACGACUACAACUUCGUCCGCGCCUACGAGUGCUUCCAGCACAAGAACCACACGUGCUUGGUCUUUGAGAUGUUAGAGCAGAACCUCUAUGACUUUCUGAAGCAGAACAAGUUUAGCCCCUUGCCCCUCAAAUACAUUCGCCCAGUCCUCCAGCAGGUUGCCACAGCCCUGAUGAAACUAAAAAGCCUAGGACUUAUCCACGCUGACCUCAAGCCAGAAAACAUCAUGCUGGUAGAUCCAUCCAGACAGCCGUACAGAGUGAAGGUCAUUGACUUUGGUUCAGCCAGUCACGUGUCCAAGGCUGUGUGUUCCACCUACUUGCAGUCGAGAUAUUACAGGGCCCCUGAGAUCAUCCUUGGUUUACCGUUUUGUGAAGCAAUUGAUAUGUGGUCCCUGGGCUGUGUGAUUGCAGAACUGUUCCUAGGCUGGCCGCUGUAUCCAGGGGCUUCUGAGUACGAUCAGAUUCGGUAUAUUUCACAAACACAGGGUUUGCCGGCAGAAUACUUAUUAAGCGCGGGGACAAAGACAACUAGGUUUUUCAACCGUGACACAGACUCGCCGUAUCCUUUGUGGAGGCUGAAGACACCAGAUGACCAUGAAGCAGAGACGGGGAUUAAGUCGAAGGAAGCAAGGAAGUACAUUUUCAACUGUUUAGAUGAUAUGGCCCAGGUGAACAUGACAACGGAUUUGGAAGGGAGCGACAUGUUGGUAGAAAAGGCGGACCGGCGGGAGUUCAUCGACCUGUUGAAGAAAAUGCUGACCAUAGAUGCGGAUAAGAGAAUCACUCCGAUCGAAACCCUGAACCACCCCUUUGUCACCAUGACGCACUUGCUCGAUUUUCCCCAUAGUACACACGUCAAAUCAUGUUUCCAGAACAUGGAGAUUUGCAAGCGCCGGGUGAACAUGUAUGACACAGUGAACCAGAGCAAGACCCCCUUCAUCACACACGUGGCCCCCAGCACAUCCACCAACCUGACCAUGACCUUCAACAACCAGCUGAACACUGUCCACAACCAGGCUCCCACCUCCACCAGUGCCACUAUUUCCUUAGCCAAUCCCGAAGUCUCCAUACUAAACUACCAAUCUGCACUCUACCAGCCCUCAGCGGCGUCCAUGGCCGCAGUGGCCCAGCGGAGCAUGCCCCUGCAGACGGGAACAGCCCAGAUUUGCGCCCGGCCUGACCCCUUCCAGCAAGCGCUCAUCGUCUGUCCGCCUGGCUUCCAAGGGUUGCAGGCCUCGCCCUCUAAGCAUGCUGGCUAUUCUGUGCGAAUGGAAAAUGCAGUCCCCAUCGUCACUCAAGCCCCAGGAGCUCAGCCUCUUCAGAUCCAACCAGGUCUGCUGGCCCAGCAGGCCUGGCCAAGUGGGACCCAGCAGAUCCUGCUCCCCCCAGCGUGGCAGCAGCUGACUGGAGUGGCCACCCACACGUCGGUGCAGCACGCAACUGUGAUUCCCGAGACCAUGGCAAGCACCCAGCAGCUGGCCGACUGGAGGAACACGCAUGCUCACGGCAGCCAUUACAAUCCCAUCAUGCAGCAGCCGGCGCUAUUGACUGGUCAUGUGACCCUUCCAGCAGCUCAGCCCUUAAAUGUGGGCGUGGCCCACGUGAUGCGGCAGCAACCAACCAGCACCACCUCCUCCCGGAAGAGUAAGCAGCACCAGUCCUCUGCCAGAAACGUCUCCACCUGCGAGGUGUCCUCCUCUCAGGCCGUCAGCUCCCCUCAGCGGUCCAAGCGCGUCAAGGAGAACACGCCUCCGCGCUGCGCCCUGGUGCACAGCAGCCCGGCCUGCAGCUCCUCCGUCACGUGCGGCUGGGGCGACGGGGCCUCCAGCACCACCAGGGAGCGGCAGCGGCAGACCAUCGUCAUUCCCGACACCCCCAGCCCCACGGUCAGCGUCAUCACCAUCAGCAGCGACACGGACGAGGAGGAGGAGCAGAAGCACGCCCCCACCAGCACUGUCUCCAAGCAGAGAAAAAACGUCAUCAGCUGUGUCACGGUCCACGACUCUCCCUACUCCGACUCCUCCAGCAACACCAGCCCCUACUCCGUACAGCACCGCGCCGGGCACAAUGCCACCACCUUUGACACCAAGGGGAGCCUGGAGACGCACUGCACUGGGAACCCCCGGACUAUCAUCGUGCCCCCGCUGAAGACCCAGGCCAGCGAGGUGCUGGUGGAGUGUGAUAGCCUGGGGCCAGACAAAGCUUCAGAACAGAAAUGUUUGGCAUCAAGAGCGACACUGAGAGACAGGCGGACAGUAGCACUCGAUUCCACAUGUCCCGUGUCCGUGCGUGUGUCCUCUGACUUCGCCCCCUGGAGACUCGAGUCCCACUCUUCUGGGAUUAACACCAGUCACCACUCGUCCUCCUACAAGUCCAAGUCCUCCAGCAACGUGACCUCCACCAGCGGUCACUCUUCAGGGAGCUCGUCCGGAGCCAUCACCUACCGGCAGCAGCGGCCAGGGCCGCCCUUCCAGCAGCAGCAGCCUCUCAAUCUCAGCCAGGCUCAGCAGCACAUGACCGCAGACCGCACCGGGAGCCACCGACGGCAGCAGGCCUACAUCACUCCCACGAUGGCGCAGGCUCCGUACUCCUUCCCGCACAACAGCCCCAGCCACGGCACGGUGCACCCCCACCUGGCCGCCGCCGCCGCCGCCGCCGCCCACCUCCCCACCCAGCCCCACCUCUACACCUACACGGCGCCCGCGGCCCUGGGCUCCACUGGCACCGUGGCCCACCUGGUGGCCUCCCAAGGCUCAGCGCGUCACACCGUGCAGCACACUGCCUACCCGGCCAGCAUCGUCCACCAGGUCCCCGUGAGCAUGGGCCCCCGGGUCCUGCCCUCGCCCACCAUCCACCCGAGUCAGUAUCCAGCCCAGUUUGCCCACCAGACCUACAUCAGCGCCUCUCCAGCUUCCACCGUCUACACUGGAUACCCACUGAGCCCCGCCAAGGUCAACCAGUACCCUUACAUAUAAACACUGGAAGGGGAGGGGAGGGGAGGGAGGAUGGCCAGAGGGGAGGAAGGAGAGGAGGAGGGACGAGGUGGGAGCUGGGCUUUUUAUGCCGCACAUAAACAAUGCAAACGGGGCAGGGGAGGGGCAGGGGGCAGGGGUGGGACACAAACGAAACUUGAACUAGGAAGUAGGAGGACUGAGAGCAGAGAAGAGAACAUUUUAGGAAGGAAGGGGUUUAAGGAGGGGGGAAAUCUAUGCUUUUUAUUUUAAAAAAAGAAAAAGGACAAAAAAGAAAACGUCAGUAACAGAAAACACAGCUCACGAACCCAUUCUGCACCAAACUGGAAAGGAGAAGGAAAGAGUGACAGAAGAUUCCAGAAGUAGGGGGGCCUCGGUUUUUGAAGAACUUUAUCUAUGAACUUUUCAAAGAUUAUUUUCAUUAUGGCAGCAAGUGACAUUUAAGAAUUUGCUGUCGGGGACACCUGCUACGGAAAUCCAAUAGAUUUUUAAUGAUUGAACGUAAGAAUUAGGGAUUUUUCCAGAACUCUAAAGAGUCAGCAGCCCUGUAGAAAGGUCAGGCCAUGGCCUGAGGAGGCUGAUACCAGGGGUGGGUCUGGGGUCGGCAAAACCGGGUUCUGACUCGCUUGCCAGGACCGAUGGGGGUGCUGAAGGAGGACCGCGCGAGAAGGAGGAGCCCAGGAGAGGGUGCACUUUCUCUUUCUGAGCACUCUGGAUGAAUCCCUAAGCAAUGAUAGUCCUCAGAUGUCAUUAAUAAUGUGUGUUGCAAACUUUAGCUUCUUUUCUUUUCUGAAGAUUUCUCUUCUCUUUGGAUCAGUCCCUCGUGACGUAGCGUAGGGCUCACGGCUGUCGCCAACACCCCGUAGACGUAGUCACCUGCACCUGAUUGUUCUGCUUCGUGUUCUACCCUAAGAAUACCAAUAGACUAUUCCUCAACGUACUUGCACAAACAAAAAGUGAUCUAAUGUAGGCAUGUAACCCACGCGGUGGUCCAGGUGUGUGCACGUGGGUGUGAGUGGGUGCUGCCCUCCUGCCCCCCGGCACCCACCGCCCCCGGCUCUGCAAUCUCGGUUUUACAUCGUUCCCUCCUAGUGCCUUACCGACCGACGGACGCGGUGUGAGGGUUUACUUCCACGGUACUCCAAGAAGCCGGCUGAGGCGAGUCACGUCUUCUCAGCCCUUCUUCUGUGCUGUUGUAACAUUUUACUCUGGUCUUUCCUUUUUUUUUUUUAAUUUCUAUUUUAUUUCAAUACCUGUUGUCUUUCCUGGGCUGUUUGCUAGCAGAGGGGGCCAGGGAGCUGGCAGGGGCUAGGAGAGCCCAUGGACCUGAGAUGUGGGAGAUGGAUGGUGGUGGGUAGAUCUGACGAUGGUGAUGACUUCAGUUGACUGUGACUUUGGAGACAGAGCAAGAGAGACUCCCCACCCUUCACCCUCACCUAUUUCUUCCCGGGGGGCCAGCUCUGCCAUUUGUGGGACCAGAGGUCCCAUCCGUGUCUUAGGAGUGUUGGCCUCUCGCCAGGCAGCUGCCUCCUUCCUGAUGUGGGAGGGGCCAAGGAGAGCCACCUCCCGCCUCCAGGCCUGGCACAACCUUCCUGUGGUUGUCCGCGGGGUGGAGGGGAGGCUUGGCGCCUGGCCCCCUGUUCUCAGACCCCCACUGCCCUCUAGUCUCGCAGCCCUGCCCUGCUCUCCUCCGGCUGCGCCGGCUGGGUUUUGCUGUCACAGCUCCUCCCUCUUAGACAACCACCACCCGUGGUUUGCUGCUGAAUCCUUCCUCGCAUUACCCAGGCCUACCCGAGGCACGCCUCUGCUUUUGAUUUUAGAGGGGUCUUGUGGGCAGAAAGCUGGAGGGAGGGACAUGUGUGAGGGUAACCAGGUGGUGUUACACUGCACUUUGGAAAACACUCCCACGGGCAGUUAAGUUUCCAAGGAAAUUUGCCCUUUGCCUUCUUUGCCCCUUUGAUACAUUCUGGAAAUUUUCUCAGGCUUUAAACACUGGUUGGGGUCGGGGUGGAGGGGUUUCUCUGUCGAUAGCAAAUUACUCCUGAAGGCAUGAAUGUUGGGAGACCCUUAACUGGUCAUAGGUGGCGCUUUAAAGCGUGGUCCUAAUCGUUUGAUUCUUGAUGCUGUGUCCUUAACAGACCCCAAAGCCAAGUUUCCAAAGUGCAAAGAGAUGGCUCCCAGUUUUGGACAGCAGUCCAUCCCCCCCCUCCCCCACUGUCCUUCCUCACUCUGUGGUCUCCUUUAACGAUCUACUGUGAAAGGUGUUUUUAUCAUAAUAUCCAACCUAAUUCAGUAACGAAGCCAAACCCUUACCUUAGCUCUUAGCUGUGAAAUGUGAAAUAACGCUGGAAAUUUCCCCUCUCCAACCAUAAAUUCUACUUACCCUACAAAGAAACCAGUCCCCAGGUUGGAACCAGCUUAGUCCAGGCCUUAGGCUGGAAGGAAGGAAGGACACCAUGAACACUGGAAGCAGGGCACCCUCGCGCAGACCCGCAGGUACCCAGCCGGGGAGCUGUUUGUGGCAGGACAGGUUGCUGCCCUCGUGGCGUCACGAUCAGUACAUCUUCAUCCGGAGAUGGGGAAGUGCCGUCGAUCUGAGACAACACGAAAAUGGCCCGUCCAGAGAGGGUGGGGGGUGUAUAGUCUUUAGAGGACACAUGAGCCAGGGUGCUCCCAGAGCCGCGCCAGCCUGGAGAAUCAUCUCUGUGCUGGCCUUUCGGCGUCCAGAGGGCAGCAGUGCCCAGUUACAGAUGUCUCGGCUGCAGACGAGCCAGCAUUUUUGCCUUAUUGGGUAGCAUCCUGGAACCCUUGUACAGUUCACUUCCAGCCCUUUCUAGAUCUGAGCUUUUACAGGAAAAGACAACAUAGCCUUCCAGUUUAAAGAAAAUUAUUUUGUCUCCUUAAGUUGGAAGUUACUCUUUCACCUGACAUUUUCUUUCCUUUUCUUCCAGAUCAGGAAUGAAAGUUCCAUGCUGCUCAUAAAGAUAAUAUUAUUGUACUAAUUAUUUUGGUUAUUACUGUUGUAAUUACUAUCAUAAUCAUCAUUUUGAUACUUUAGUUGGGGUUUUAAGUGCACAUUUAUUCCAAGUAUCUUUAUGUUUUCUCUUUAAUAUUUAAAUUUAUUUUAUUGUAUCUGUGAGUAUCUGAGUAGACAGGAGGGACAUACAGAUGUCCAGUUUUGUCAGACCAAAAAAAAAAAAAAAGGAAAGGAAAGAUCCAGGAAUUAGAAAAAAGCUAUUGAGAAAGAUCCAUCACAGAACAAAAGUUUGAAGAAGAAUCAAAGCCUUUAUCUCUAUACAGGCCAAAUUGGGCUCUGGACAACGUGGUCUCACCAACAGUACUGUAUUUUUGUAGAUUCUCGGUGGCUGGAGGAAAUCUGAGGAGGCAUCUCAUGGGUUGAACUUUUAAGCUGUGGUCCUCUCCCAUCUGCCCUGCACUUGUGAAAUCUGCUGACUAGAUCCUGGGCCUCCCUUGCAUCUGAUAUUUACUUGUCAAUUGAAAAAAGCCCUUCUGGUCAGAGCUGACCCAGCCCUUUUCCCAGUGUCCCCUCUUCCCAGUGUCCCUUCUUUUCCCAUCAGCACACCAGGAGUUUGACUUAUAUCCUUCAGUGAAGAGAUAAUUGUCCCCUUCUGGAAGCCACUGGAAAUAGUGAGCUGAUGGAAGGUGCCAGGCAGGUGGUACCUUCCCCUGGGAAAUGAUAGCCUCCUGUCCCCUCACUAACCACACUGCCCACUUCUUCAGUCCCCCCUUUCCCUCCCCCUGCGAACAUCUUCUCAGCACACGAUUCUAGAGACAAACCAUCAAGUCAGAAAAAAAAGGUGGAGGGAUGGUAGGCGACUAGAAGAACACUGACAAAGUCCAGCAGCCCCUCAGACGUGGGCCACUGCCCCCCUGAAAUUGUUGGCCAGCAGAGGGGUCCAGUGGGGCCUCCCAGCCAUGCCCACUGGGCUCUGACUGUGCCCGUCAGGCACGGUGCUGCGUGAUGGCUUUUUUAAUCAGCUUGAGGGGCUCACACGCUACCCACCAAACCCAGAAACUGCCAUGCCCCAGAUGAAGGAAGGGUCAGAAUGAUGGGCUUCACUGAAGCCAACCGAGGGAGACAUCAGGCAGUGCCCAGCCCACAGGAGCUCGGCAAACAUGGGCGCCCUCCCUGAAUCCCCACCUGCCUUCCACUUCCAGCCCAAGCACACAACUGUGGGCUCAGAGCCCCAGGAAGAGACCCCAGUGCAAGAGGCCAGCCUCUGCGUGUGCUCCGCAGUGCUUGCCCGAACUCCCACCCUAUCCUGCAAUCGGAGUCUCAAUAAAAUGUCUGUCCCUAGGAUCCAGCUCUCAAGUAGAGGAAUGCUAACCUAGUCCUGAUUUAGACCACAAAUAACCUAGAUCAUCUGCUCUGAAAUUGGCUCCAUCUUUCUUUACUGAAGAAGCAGUGUGAAGGCUAAGAAGGGAAGCUUUAAAAGAACAGGUCAAGGAGAACUCGUAAUUGGAGCCUUAGGAACCAUAGGUCGAUUUGCUUCCGCUCGGUGGGGUCUUACUGAUCCAUCUGGAUGUUUACACCCGUGUCUCUGCGUGUAGUGCCUCUUUCAUGAUGUUUUGGCUGUUUCCAAGGGAAGGGGUGAGCAGGCUGAUGGGUGGGAGAGUCUGAGGCUUGAUGCCAAUUAAUACUGUGAAGUGGAGCAUGUGGUUGAGCGAAUUCAGUGGGAAGAGAAGGGUUGGGGCAAACCGAUGGUUGUCUCCUGGACUGUGUGUGCGUUCUGGCCUUACUGGCGGCGAGUGGUUGGCGGGCUGUGGGAGCCAGCUGGCCUUGUUCCCUUCACCCUGGAAGACUCAACCCGCCCAAACACCAGAUUGUUGGAUGUAAGGAAGGGAAGGUGAGAUUAGCCCAGCUGCCAACAGGCGGAUUUCCCCUGACCAGAUCUUUGGAAUUGCAAACACUCAUUUUUGAACAAGCUUGCGCUGGAGGAUUUGGGUUGUGUGAGUGUGUGUGAGUGAGUGGAGCAGACUUUCUUGGAAACUAGAGGGAGGAGAUGAGGAGGCUUAAGGAACUCUUGCUGAUGGGCCGUGGUUGAUGAAACGAGGUGCGUCGACGGGCUCGCCCCAGCUCUCAUCCCGAGGCCUCUGGCGCUGCAGGCGGGGUAGGGCACGGGGCUCUUGCUGACCUGGUCAGUAGCUGCUAGGAUAGAAAACAAACAGAAGAGACUGGCUGGGUGCCCUCAAGCAGCAGGGAGGACUCAACAGAAAGGCCAGGCUUCUUCCACAGGCCUGGCCCUGGACUUCUCAGCGCCAGCACGAGCCGUUCUGCCACGAAACAUUCCCGCCCCAAGGACCGUGCGUGCUUCUCUCCCAGUCUCUGUCUUCUCUUCCUGGUGUGUCUUACAGAUUUUAGAUGGGGAAGCCUCAGAAUUGAGCAGGCCAGAGCUGUCCUCACCAAAUUGGGAAGGAAAGUGAAAGUGUUCCUUUCUUUAGCCAAAGAACCCUUCUCAAAGACACCCCAGCUAUGGACAGAAUGGCGUUCCUUUCUUUCUUCUCCGGGCAAUAAUGACUUCAUCAGUGACGCGAUCCCAUCUGUCUUUCUCUUUUCUCUCUAUCCUUACCUGUAUUUUUUUAUUGCAUUUAUUUCAAAACGGCUCAUCUUGUAAGAAGAGUGGAGGUUAGUAACCCUAAAUGCUGCUGCUGCUGUUGGGAACCUGGAGGCACUGCCCGGAGCUGUGGGCUUAACUAAUCUCAUGUUACCUCGGGUAUGGACCGGAGCAGACCUGCCAGGAAGUGCGGCUGCGUCGGGGUUUAGGUGCGCGCGGGGGCCGGGCGCAGGGUGUCCGUAUUUUUCUGCUCUGAUCCCUGGGACUCUCACUUCUCAUCUCCACAGACUAGACUCAGUAGAGAAUUGGAGAUGGCAAAAUGACACUUAAAUGCAGUAGAAACCUUUCCAAGGCUUCUGGCACCCUUUCCCACUCCAGUGACCCAACCUGGGAGAGGUUUCCCGCAUCAUUCUUGAAGCUUCCAGAAGUUCCAGAGAGCCAGCUCCCAGCCAGUGCUUCUCCCGAGACUCCAAGAGAGUUUCCAGGGCAGUGACCCUCCUGCAGGGCACCCCUGCUCAGGGUACCUGUACCAGAAGGGAGCUGCCCGAUGCCCCAGCUUGCCUCCCACCAGCCUUUGAGAGCCCCUAAUCUCAGACCCUUGCAGCAGAACAUUAUGUUGUCUCUCUUAUUGGCUAAAACUUGCCGUGUCCCUCAGGUGGGUCACAGCCAACAUUUGCUGAACGCUUUCAAUACCCCAGGCUCAGACUCAGCCUUCUGCAAGCGUGACCUCGCGGAGCCCUCACAGCCACCCCGUUAACAACACCCCCCCUUACAACACCCCCAUUUACAGAGGAGGGCGCUGAUGAGAAAGCUGACACUCUAAGAAAGCUUGUGUUAAAGGAGAGAACAUUCAAUGGUGGCCCGAGAUCCCCACGUUUCUACUGAAAUUUUUUGUCAGUCAGACCUUUACGGAGAUAUGCUUUUGUUUCAACCAUUUUAAUAAUUCUCAGUGAGUGGCCUCGUAUUUCUAAUGAACUAUUUAAUGAUGCUCCCAUUUUCUGUGUGCCAGACACUGUGCUGAAAAUCACUCAUGUUUAUCCUGUUUCAUUUAAUCUUCACAACAACCCUAUGAAAUCUGCAUUAGUGGUCCCUUUACAGAUGGGGCAGCUGGCUUGGGGAGCUGGUGACCUGCCCAGGGUCACACAGCUAGUAGGGGAGCCGGGCCUUGAACCUGCAUCUGCCCAGCUCCAGAAUGGAGCUCAAAGGUUCCAGCCUCGGCUGUCUCCUGGGUGUCUGUGUGCAGAAAAGCCUUGAAGGAACAUGGCCCCGUGCCACCCCUGCCCUGUGCGUGGAACUCAGCAGAAGGUCUGUGUGAAGAGGGAUUCCCGAAUUGGAUCCAAGCAGCAGGGGCAGAAUCAGUUUGACGUUUAGAGAAAGUCUUAGGGGAGUUUCUUUUGAGUCAUAGUGGAGUUCAUUUUCGAUUCCUUUCCAGUGUACCAACUAGCUUUCGUAGUGCUGCUGCUACAACAAACUCUUAUCAGAGUGAAGGGGAAAAAAAAAAGUGGUGUUUUUUUCCUUCUUUUAAAAAAAAUAAUUUUUUUCUUGCUUAUAGUUAAUUCUAGAAAAGGCAAUACUAAAGGUAUAUAUUUUUUUCAAAAUGCUAUUUUUUACUGCACUGAUAAAUAUCAUGAUGACUCUGGUCUCUGUAAGCGAUCCACUCUUCAGCUCUGGGUAGACCCAGAUGCCGGAUUCACACCAAAUUUGUAAAUACCGUGUGUGGGUCUAGUGUCCAGAAACUGUUUUCUUUGUGUAAAAAAAAA
Vicugna pacos (alpaca) is the source of this 11935-nucleotide messenger RNA. The record is from RefSeq and is a predicted model, not a curated record. NCBI's taxonomy places the organism in Eukaryota, Metazoa, Chordata, Mammalia, Artiodactyla, Camelidae.